UCUUCCUUAGGUUGAAUGCAUGGCAGAGCUUGCCUGGUACCCUGCAAAGUGAAGAACACAAUUUCCUAAGGGACAUGGAUUUAUGCAUCGCCAAGCAGGAUGUCCCUUCUCAAUGAUACCCGGUUACAUCCCUCCUCCUUCUUGUUGCUGGGAAUCCCGGGACUAGAAACGCGCCACGUCGGGAUUGGCUUCCCCUUCUGUGCUGUGUAUGUGACUGCCCUCAUAGGGAACGUCACUAUCCUGCUUGGGAUCCAGGCGGAGAGCAGCCUGCACCAGCCCAUGUUCUACUUCCUGGCCAUGUUGGCGUCCAUCGACCUGGGUCUUUCCACAGCCACCCUCCCGAAGAUGCUGGGGAUCUUCGGGUUUGGUCCCCGAGAGAUCGGCUUUGAAGCCUGCCUCACCCAGACGUUCUCCAUCCACAGCUUCACACUGAUGGAGUCAGCAGUCCUCCUGGCCAUGGCUCAUGACCGCUGCGUGGCCAUCUGCCACCCACUGCGCUCCACGGCCAUCCUCACCAACACGGCUGUCGCGGUGAUGGGUCUUGGUGUGUCAGUGAGGGCACUUGGUUUUGUGCUUCCGUUUGUGUUUCUCAUUUUACGGCUCCCCUUCUGUGGGAAUCACGUCAUCCCUCACACCUACUGUGAACACAUGGGGCUUGCUCGCCUGUCUUGUGCCAGCAUCAAGGUCAACGUUAUUUAUGGCUUAUGUGCAAUUUGUAACCUGGUGUUCGACGUCACAGCCGUUGCCCUUUCUUACGUUCAGAUACUCCGGGCGGCUUUUCGUCUUCCUUCCCGUGAAGCCCGACUCAAGUCCCUCAGCACCUGUGGUUCUCACGUUUUUGUGAUCGUCGCCUUCUACACACCAGCCCUCUUUUCCUUCAUGACCCAUCGCCUUGGACCCAAUGUUCCCCGUUAUAUUCACAUCCUCCUGGCCAAUCUUUACGUUGUCGUGCCACCGAUGCUCAACCCUGUCAUAUACGGAGUCAGAACCAAGCAGAUCUUUGAUCGUGUGAAGAAAAUAUUAUUACAAAAAUAA
Phacochoerus africanus (Common warthog) is the source of this 1035-nucleotide messenger RNA. Its product is annotated as olfactory receptor 52E2-like. The record is from RefSeq and is a predicted model, not a curated record. The transcript has a single exon. Bases 100 to 1035 code for a protein of 311 amino acids. Gene Ontology annotation, molecular function: olfactory receptor activity. Lineage: Eukaryota; Metazoa; Chordata; Mammalia; Artiodactyla; Suidae. Gene Ontology annotation, cellular component: membrane. Gene Ontology annotation, biological process: G protein-coupled receptor signaling pathway.